CUCGCUGCUGAGACACUCGAAAGGUCCAAUCUUUCGGUUAUAGGUGAUCUUGUUCUGUUCUGGGUCGGGCCAAGUUUUGAAAGAAUGACCUGUUUCGACGCCGUGAGCAGCUGGUGGAGAAGCCACGGGACGUGGCGAAUGGUGUACCUUCUCUUCCUGGGUCAGGUCGUCUCUUUCGUAAUGGCACUCGGGAGCUUCUCUUCUUCUCUGAUAGCUGAUCUCGGUGUGGAUGCGCCUCUCACUCAGAUGUUCUUUGCUUAUUUAGCUCUGGCUCUGGUUUUCGGAAGCAUCUUGCUUUACAGGCGACGCAGGCUUCUGGUUUCAUGGUACUGGUAUCUGCUUUUGGGAAUAGUUGACGUCCAAGGAAAUUAUUUGGUUAACAAGGCAUACCAGUACUCAUCGAUUACGAGUGUGACACUUCUGGAUUGCUGGACAAUAGCGUGGGUCCUAGUCCUGACCUGGGUGUUUCUAGGAACUCGGUACUCGCUGUUGCAGUUGUUUGGAGCCGCAUUGUGUAUUCUAGGCCUUGGCUUAGUGCUUCUGUCUGAUGCUGGAGUGGGAGGAGGAGGCGGUUCAAAACCUCUUUUGGGAGACAUACUUGUUAUUGGUGGGACUGUCUUCUAUGCCAUUAGCAAUGUCGGUGAGGAAUUCUGCGUAAAGAAAAAGGAUCUAGUGGAAGUAGUGUCCAUGAUUGGACUUUAUGGAUCACUAGUCAGUGUGGUUGAGAUAUCCAUUUUUGAAAGGCAGAGUAUUGAAUCUAUCACGUGGUCUACAGAACUUGUACUAGCUUUUGUUGGUUAUGCUCUGUCAUGCUUUGCAUUCUACACAUUUGCUCCUUCAGUCCUGAAGAUGAGUGGAGCCGCAAUGUUCAAUCUCUCUCUACUCACAUCUGAUAUGUGGGCAGUUGUUGUACGCAUCCUCAUCUAUAAUCAGCAGGUUGACUGGUUAUACUAUCUUGCUUUCGCCAUCGUGGUAGUUGGCUUGGUCAUUUACUCGAAAAACGAGAAGGAACCUGAAGUUGUACAUGCCAUUGAGGAUGGAAACCUGACACAUUAUCAAGUGCUUAACAAUGAAAGUGCAGUUUCCCCUGAGGAAUCUUCGACCUAAUGAUGCAAGUUGCCACUUUACAUUGCAGUUGACUGUCCACAUCCUAGUAAACUCAAUGGGACAGACUGAAAUUUCUACCCCUAACUGGUGCAUCCAGUUGUUUAACCUAAUUGUGCUUACAGAGAGAGGCUCUGCUUUGGCAUGAUGUGAUCAACUUCCACUGGGUCACCAAAACCAUGGUAUGGCCACAUUCUAUAUGUGAGGUUCUAGUUACAUCAUGUUGCUGAGCAGAAAAGGCAAUCUAUACACGAGAAAGUCUGAAGCAAGAAGCUAGGGCUUCUUUAAUGCAGAAUGAGUAAAUAAAAUUGAUUUAGGCCCUGAAUUUGUUGUGAGAUUCACAUGAAUAUAUUGCUGAAUGCAGAGAAACUAUUACUUGGUCAUUUGGAUUACUCACCCAUUUUGAUGUGGCAGUGUUUCCUGCAGUCAUUAUGUACUUGUAUAGCUAGUAAAACGUACAGUUGAUUCCAUCAA
Messenger RNA from Syzygium oleosum, 1578 nucleotides. RefSeq lists its product as uncharacterized. The transcript has 12 exons. Lineage: Eukaryota; Viridiplantae; Streptophyta; Magnoliopsida; Myrtales; Myrtaceae. The record is from RefSeq and is a predicted model, not a curated record. Gene Ontology annotation, molecular function: transmembrane transporter activity. The coding region runs from base 85 to 1107 and encodes 340 amino acids. Gene Ontology annotation, cellular component: membrane. Gene Ontology annotation, biological process: transmembrane transport.